AUGAGUAAAAAAGAAGAUGAAGUAGAAGAACAGACGAUGUUAGCGGGAAAAAGAAAUGAUGGAAAGAAAAAAUCUUGCCAACGACGUCAAUGGCUAGAAAAAAGAAGAAAAAGAAAAAGAAAAAGAAGCAACAUCAUCGACCAGAAUCAGAAACAUCGGAACGUUAAUAGUGGUGGUAGCAAUAGAAGUACGAUUCGGUCUGUAUCGGGCUCUGUUCUACCACCACUAUGUUGGUCGGCAAUAAGUUUAAUGUGUCAUCUUAAAAGUGACCAUAACUUAAAUAAAAAUUGUCUCAAUAGUCGAUGGCAAUGGUCAAAAUCAACUAACAACAUUAAUACAACAACAAUAUUACUUGAUAAUAAUAAACAAAUAUUAUUUCAUCCAAGAACAAGUUCAUCAACACAAGUUAUUCUUGCUGAUCGACCAUUGCCAUCGAAUGGAAAACAUUAUUGGGAAAUCUAUGUACCUGCUGUCUAUGGAACAUCAAUUAUGUUUGGCAUUGCAACAAACGAACAGCAAAUGCUUUCAUCGUCAUUUACAAAUCUAAUUGGUAUUGAUCAACAUGGUUGGGCAUUAUCGCAUCACGGUUUAUUAUGGCAUAAUGGUAUAUCACGUUCGUAUUUAUCUCAACCAAUGGAAACACUUCGACCGAUUUUAGUAGGCCUAGAAUUUGAUGCCGAUGUAAGAACACUUUCCUAUACGAUUAAUAAUCAAUCUAUGGGCAUUGCGUUUCAUUCUAUACCAAAAGAUAAAUUGAUUUAUCCAGCUGUAUCAUCGACAAGUGCACAGAGUACAAUGAUGUUAAAGCAUUGCUGUAAAAUGUGUUCGUCUUUACGUGAACUUUGCUUGAAAUUAAUUAAAUCAUCUGAUUUAAAAGAAAAUAUAAAUAAUCAAUUGUUACCGCGACAUCUUAUUGAGCAAUUGAUUCUGUAA
Messenger RNA from Rotaria socialis, 933 nucleotides. The record is from the annotation of a GenBank genome assembly. Lineage: Eukaryota; Metazoa; Rotifera; Eurotatoria; Philodinida; Philodinidae.